AUGGGUUUGAACAAGAGAGGGAGAAAAGAAGACGAAGGGGAAUCGUCGAGCAGUAAUUAUUCGUCGUCUGAUGAUGAUGAGAAUGCUGAUGAGAAUAAGAAUAAGACGACGACGAAUGUUGAAGAAUUCGGAUUCGAACGCGUGGAAAAGCUCACCGGCCGAAGAUUGAAACAAGAGAAACUGAACAAGAAAAAGCAGAAAUCCGGCGGGUUUGAAAGCAUGGAUUUGCCUCCGGACAUCUUUCGAGCGAUUAAGCGCAAAGGCUAUCGAUUGCCGACACCUAUUCAGAGGAAAGCGAUUCCGGUGAUAAGCACCGGCGUGGACGUGGUGGCGAUGGCGAGGACCGGGAGCGGGAAGACGGCGGCGUUUGUGGUACCAGUUUUAGCGGCGUUGCAGAAGCACUCGCUGAGGAACGGCGCGAGAGCGUUGAUUCUCGCGCCGACGAGGGAGUUGGCGUUGCAAACCUUCGCGGUGACGAGAGAUAUGGCAAAGUUUACCGAUUUACGGUUGUGCGCUUUAGUCGGCGGCGAUAGCAUGGAGAUGCAGUUUGAGGAUUUGGCGAAUAAUCCGGACGUGAUUGUGGCUACGCCGGGGAGAGUGUUGCACCACACGAACGAGAUUGAAAGUUUCAGCUUACGAUUGGUGGAAAAAGUUGUUUUAGAUGAAGCCGAUCGGUUGUUAGAGAUGGGUUUUCAGGAGCAACUUUCGGAGAUUAUGAAAAAAGUGAGUCAAUCGAGACAGACGUUGUUGUUUUCCGCGACGUUGCCGAGCGCGCUGGCGGAGUUUGUGAAAGUCGGGUUGAGAGAACCGCGAGUUAUACGUCUCGAUUCGGAGAUGAAAAUAUCUGAAGAUUUGCGAUUGACGUUCGCGCUCGUGCGCAAAGAGGAGAAAAUAGCAGCCUUAUUGAGAAUCUUACAAACGGUCGUUGAAAACGAAAAAUCUCAAACAGUGGUCUUUGCGAGCACUCGACAUCACGUGGAGCACUUGGAAACGCUGCUGAAAAAAGAGGGCCACUCGUGCGUGUCCAUAUUCGGGGCGAUGGAUUUCGCGGCGAGAAAAAUCGCUCUGGCGACGUUCAAAUCGGGUAAGGCGAACGUGAUGGUCGUCACCGACGUCGCGGCGAGAGGUAUCGACGUGCCUUUGUUAGAUAACGUGAUUAAUUACGAUUUUCCAGCGAACGCGAAAUUGUUCGUACACAGAGUCGGUCGCGUUGCCAGAGCUGGGAGGAAAGGUAUCGCGCACUCGAUAUUGGUAAAAGAAGAGUUAGGGUACGUCGUCGAUUUACACUUGUUCUUGGGUAGAAAAAUCAAACCGGCGGAUAUUGUGCCACCACAAAACGAAGAAGAAGCGGAAAAACGAGCGAGAGAAGGCGACGCAAACGAAGAGUCUGUCGUGGGGACGUUCCCAAUCGGUUCCUUAGAUUUACUCGCCGACCGCGUCCGGGAAUUGCACGAAACGCACAUCGAGCUGGAAGCGUUGCAGAAAACCACCGUGAACGCGUACAAAGCGUACCAAAAGACGAGAAUUCCAGCAAGUUCGGAAUCCGUUGCUCGCGCGAAACCACUCAUUGAAUGUGGGCCACACCCGUUGUUCUGCGCCGCCAUCUUUCGAAAAGCGUCCAACGCCGGAGGAACGGCGAACACGACCACAUACAAAAACGCUAAAGAGUUGGCCGAACUCAUGCGCGGGAUGAAAAAUUACCGCCCGCACGCGACCGUCUUAGAAGCCGAGUUUGCUUCCGCUGGGAAAAUCGGAAAGAACUGGAAAAGUUCGGUAUCGGUGAACGCGAUGAGUGAGAAACGAAAAGCGCACGCAAAGUUUAUCGAGAUGCGGAAUAACGGGGAAGAAAAGACGAAGAAAUUGAGACCUUUAGGGGAUGAUGAGAACCCGAUUGUCGCCGGAAAUACUCACGCGGAUGAUGACGCUGAUGAUGAUGAUGAUGAUGGCAGCGAUGACGAUUCGGAUAACGACGAAGGCAACGACGACGACGAAGACGACGAACGAGUAAACGGUGUCGACAUUGGAGCAGGAGGAGGAGGAGGUUCUGGAGGUAAGAAGAAGCUGAAAACGCUAGUCUCUCAAGACGCCUUCUCACGAGGUAAAUUUCGCGACGACGAGUUCUUCAUGGACGUCGUUCCUCGCAAAAUCAAUCACAAAGAGCUUGGAUUGAGCACGAAAGAAGGUUGCACGAUGGACGAUUUAGAUGAAAUGACCAUGGACAUUGUCGCCGAAGACGGCGCGUCCAUGCGCAAACAAAAGAAACUUGUCAGCGUUUGGGACAAGAAGAAGAAAAAUUACGUCCAAGUCGACGCGAAUGAAAUCGGCAAGAACGGAAAGAGGAUUAAAAACGAAAGCGGGAAAGUAGUUUCGAAAGAUACGCUCGGAAAGACGUAUAAGAAGUGGCAAUCGAAAACGAACAGAUACGUUUCGCAAGUUGGUGAGGUUGAAGACGAGAAAACGCGCGCGAGAUACGAUAAGAAGAAGAGAGCCGGUGCGUCCGAAGGCGGCGGCAUGAGCCGGUUCAAGCGACAUUUUCACACGAAAGGUACGGAUGGUGGCGGAAAUGGUUCAGGAAACAACGCGCCGAGCGAGCUCAGAAACGCGGACCAGAUUCGAAAAGGAAGAAAAGAAGACAUCCGGAAGAAAAAGAGCGGUCGAGGUGGAGGAAGAUCGGGAGGAAGAGGUGGAGGAAGAUCAGGAGGAAGAGGUGGACGCGGCAAAGGACGUAAAUAG
This is a messenger RNA of Bathycoccus prasinos, 2733 nucleotides long. RefSeq lists its product with no specific name. Gene Ontology annotation, cellular component: nucleus. The coding region runs from base 1 to 2733 and encodes 910 amino acids. The transcript has a single exon. Gene Ontology annotation, molecular function: ATP binding; RNA helicase activity; RNA binding. Lineage: Eukaryota; Viridiplantae; Chlorophyta; Mamiellophyceae; Mamiellales; Bathycoccaceae. The record is from RefSeq and is a predicted model, not a curated record.